AUGGCGGAGGGCGAGGCUCCCAAAAAGCGUACCUUUAAGAAGUACUCCUACCGUGGUGUGGACCUUGACAAACUCCUGGACAUGAGCAACCAGGAUUUGAUGGAGCUCUUCUGCGCGCGCCAGCGCCGGAAGUUCAGCCGCGGUAUCAAGCGCGCGCCCAUCACCGUGCUGAAGAAGCUGCGAAAGGCAAAGCGCGAUACCGCCUAUGGUGAGAAGCCAGAGGCCGUGAAGACUCACUUGAGGAAUAUGGUUAUCGUGCCCGAGAUGAUUGGCAGCGUGGUGGGUGUGUACAACGGCAAGCAGUACAUCACGGUGGAGAUCAAGCCUGAGAUGAUCGGCCACUACUUGGGUGAGUUCUCCAUCACCUACAAGCCCAUCAAGCACGGUCGUGCGGGUAUGAUGAGCAAGAACUCGCAGUUUGUGCCACUAAAGUGA
Messenger RNA from Durusdinium trenchii, 435 nucleotides. NCBI's taxonomy places the organism in Eukaryota, Dinophyceae, Suessiales, Symbiodiniaceae. The record is from the annotation of a GenBank genome assembly.